UGAAGUUAGUGGGGCCUGAGCCCGAUCCGAUCUCCCAUCUCCCGGUUCAUCUUUUGCCAAGCCGGCUUGGCAUCGGAUGCCGUGUGGUUCGCAAAACUAAUUCGGAGCUAAAAUUCGAUACAUCACCACCCCGUAACCAGCGCUGUACUCUGUCUUUCCUUCCUCAGCCCUAUCUAGCACUUGAACCCCUGCUAGCCUUUGUCCAAGCGUUCCACACAUGGCUACUGCCAGCAGCAAAACGUACAUCGUCGAGCACCUCGACCCCGAGCUGGGAACCUGGUCCGAGCUGGAGUACCUCGCCAUUGCCCGCGAAUCGCAGGAAGCUGGCGCCAAAUUCUGUCUGUCAUCUUUGCCCGAAACGUUCAAGGUUCCCGAGGCUUUGAGCAGUAUUCCCUCCUUCACGGCUGAGACUCGGAGUGUUGAGGACUUGUAUGCAAGCGACAAGUCCCGCGUGUGCCUGCUUGAUCCCGCUGCUGCCAGAGACCUCGCGCCGGAGGACGGCGAGAAGUUCGAUGCAUUUUUGUUCGGUGGUAUCUUAGGAGACGAUCCCCCGAGAGACAGGACGUCUGAGCUGCGAAAGAAGGGCUUCGAAGGCCGCCGGCUUGGGCCGAUCCAGAUGACCACCGAUACGGCAGUCCGAGUUACGCGGCUGGUUGUCCAGGGCAAAACUCCCCUAAAUGAGAUACCCUAUCUGGAUCACCCAGAACUCAAGUUCAACAAGCAUGAGAGCACUCAGAUGCCCUUCCGAUAUGUCAAGGGCCAAGAUGGGAAACCGAUUAUGCCCGAGGGCAUGUUUGAUUUGAUCAGACAGGACUCGGACAAGGCAAUUGAUGAUUUAUUUUGAGACCCAAAUUUACUCCUUUUCCCGUGCGAUCUGGAACCCUGCCAGUUUUGAGAUGCAACGCCGGCACCAAUACCGUGGGGUUCUUCAUCGUGAUCGGGGUAGCUUACCUAUCUUAUCUCAA
Messenger RNA from Thermothielavioides terrestris NRRL 8126, 965 nucleotides. RefSeq lists its product as uncharacterized. The record is from RefSeq and is a predicted model, not a curated record. The transcript is spliced from 4 exons. Lineage: Eukaryota; Fungi; Ascomycota; Sordariomycetes; Sordariales; Chaetomiaceae. Bases 218 to 844 code for a protein of 208 amino acids. Gene Ontology annotation, molecular function: protein-arginine omega-N monomethyltransferase activity. Gene Ontology annotation, biological process: peptidyl-arginine methylation.